GACAUGCCAGCCGCGAGAAGAGACGUUCGUGGCACCGUUUGGUUCGGACGAACUCGGCCGCCUGCGGUCUCUACGCAACAUGCAGCGAUGUGCACUACCUCGGAUUACGUCCCAAGCAACCAGGCGUUUAUUCGUGCCACUCCCGGGUUGAAUUGUCUACCACCCCAGCACUCCACUCCCAAUCCGGCUCCACGCGAAAUCCUAGCCCGAAGUCCUUGGGAGAUAUAUGAGGCUUGUUCCGCAAUCAACUAUGGCCGAACCAUGAUGCAGGCCGUGGAGCGAUCGACAAUCGAGAUUUAUGUCCGGAUGAUCGAUCGCCUCGCUCAUUGCCGCAGUCCUCGACUUCUGAGUGUCUUCCAAUACGCAGAACAAUAUCUUCUCGUUCAGGUGAUCAUGCGCCACAUCCCCGAAAGGGAAGAGGCUCAGAAUUUGUGGCCUGAGCGCGCCGCUCCUCAGUGUCUUCGAUUCCUACGUGAUGAAUCAGGGGAAUUGGAGGGCGAAUUAAAGAUCGCUGGCGCGUUGAAAUCUACCUUCAAGGCUCUCCGGUUGAUAGUCCACGAGAUAGUGGAGGAACAUGGCUCCGGAUUCUCCUGGAGCUCCGAGCUCCGAGCUUUCAAAUCAGCCCUAGCGAGAAGCACCUCUGGGCAAUGCUUAGAUGACAUCAUGCGGCGGCGGAUCAGCAAGCACGCCUUUUUUGAACAAGUGGCCGGGGCGGGAGGCCUAAAGCUACUGGUAGAGCUGGUGAAAGGAACGGUUUUCCACGAAGUUAUCGUUCGGCGCGAGGGCGCUUUUUCCAGAGCUGGGGCACGAGGAAAACCUCUGAGACCGUCUACGACAUAGCUGGUGCUGAGGUCAAACUGAUGUAGGCCGUUACGUGGCAUGAGAUGCUGGAUACGGGUGUCCCGGUGCAUCUCACUUGCUGCCGUGAUCGCCAAAGAGUAUGCCUGCCUAGUACCCAGCGUAUAUCGACCACUCAAACCUCUAUGUAGAUCCUACAUAUCUGAGGGAUAAUAUUGCGGAACUCAAGCCUAAUUGAUGUCUGGUAGUGCUGUGAAACUAGGAAUAAGGAUGCAGCAUUUAUUGCUUACGACGAGUUACCAACCAACUGUUCAUGAAGGAAGUGCAUGACGACAUAAAGGACGCUGUCAGCUUGAAUGAUUGCUAAACGUUUGCUGCGAAAACUUCACUCACAAACAUGCCUAGAUGAUGGUGGAUGCCAUCGGAUCCAGACCGGUCAGAGUAAUACAAGAUCGUUUCUGGCUUUUUUGUUCACAACAUGGACGCACAGCUUUAGAUCUCUUUCGUCCGUUGCUGCUUCGAGAAAUGUAUCCUAGGACUCUGUUACCAACUAUUGCUCCAUCUCUUAGCUGCCCCACUUACCUGCAUCAACUCAUCCAAAGACUUGGUGGUCAAGUUUUCAAGGAAG
Messenger RNA from Aspergillus welwitschiae, 1426 nucleotides. RefSeq lists its product as uncharacterized. The transcript has 7 exons. Bases 4 to 840 code for a protein of 278 amino acids. NCBI's taxonomy places the organism in Eukaryota, Fungi, Ascomycota, Eurotiomycetes, Eurotiales, Aspergillaceae. The record is from RefSeq and is a predicted model, not a curated record.